AUGGCUGCUUGUAAGAAUCGGGCCUUUUUGCCGCCUGACUACGUGUGCGUCUCGAAGCGAUUGCAUCGAGCAGUAUCAAAUUGGUCUCUUUCUGAUCUUGAUAAAAUAAUAUGGGCGCUUGAAAGGGACAACAUGUUAUCUGUGGAAGAAUUGAGGAAUAUCGUACCUUCAAAAAAGGCCGAAGACAUUGAACAGCUCAUUUCCUUGUGUUUAUCAAAUGACGCAGCCGACUUUGGAGGAAACUUGGCACCUGAACAGAUUCCUACAGAAGAGAGCACUCUUGAGAUUAUGAAAAACAGCUUUAAAUCAGUUGUGCCAGCUCGGUUUUCACCAGGGCCUGGGAUAUCAUCGGUUCUUCGAGACAUUGCUAGAAACGAGUGUUCUAAUGAUACGGAAAAUAGAUGCACUGCAAUACGCUUGGGUGGACCCAAAGGAUUCAUCUCACCUGAUUAUGGGCGAAUUUAUGGGUACAUUGCCGAUUCGCUCACACUUGUCAAAACUCGUCCACGUGUUGAAGACAGUGAUGUGGUGGUCCUCCUCGACAUGUUAUUUUGUCUUCUUCAAGCCACCGACUAUUUACUCACAAAGGGCUCGUCCGGAGACAUCGAAAGGGCGUUUUCGGGCGUCACGGAUAAGAUAGGCGUCCUUAUUUCUUCAAUCUCGGCAUCCUACCACCACCGAUGUGCAUUCUUAAAAAAGAUAUCUGUUUCGUCCACCUAUGAUAUUGAAUCGCUUACCUCCAGCUUUCCUCAAGACGCGCUCGCUUCCGCCUCCUGUCGACCCAACGUAUUACCCUAUACGGCCCCCAUUCUUGUACUGAAGGAGGCCUGGCUUUCUUCUAACUUUUCACAGUGCAUUCUUCUAAAGAAAGCAAUGAGGGAUAUAUUUAGGGAGUGCUGGCAGCUUCCCGCGGCUGAAGGAGAUGAGAAUUUGGAGAAAGUGCAGAAAAAAUUGACCAAGUUCAUAAUGAAUCCUCUGCGUAUUAAGGUAAAGGACGUGCCUUCGGUGUGCGAAUACCUCUCCACGCUGGGAAUGUUAAUGCGGCACUAUGAGGAACGUAUCACAUCUCGUAUUGUACCCUCGACUUCACUGACUACUCCUGAGCCGCGCAUUGCACAGAACACGCUAAUUCACUCCGCAGCGAAACUCAUUGCUGAUUAUCAAUCAGGCAAAAGGGCAAGCUACCUCUUCAUGUGUAAAUUUUGCAAACAUAAUUUGGUCCGUCCUGUCAGUCUGCCCGUGGAAAGGCGUGAAGUCGACAGAUUUAUCAAUACUGUACAUAUACCGCGACCAGAUGUACCACGGAUGGCAAUGAAGACAACACUCUCACCGCAAAUUUUGAGGUCUGUUGAUAGCCGGAGGAGAACUGAUGUGCCACGAGUACCCACGAACUCGUUCAAGGCAAAGAAGGCCCCCUCCCGCCCACCAAAGUUGUACAGAAGAGUUGACUAA
This is a messenger RNA of Echinococcus granulosus, 1452 nucleotides long. RefSeq lists its product as hypothetical. The transcript is spliced from 12 exons. Lineage: Eukaryota; Metazoa; Platyhelminthes; Cestoda; Cyclophyllidea; Taeniidae. The record is from RefSeq and is a predicted model, not a curated record. The coding region runs from base 1 to 1452 and encodes 483 amino acids.